GCUGCAGUCCACGGAGCAAAACCUAGGCAAACCUAGGGCCACAUUCUGAGGACUAGUAGCUGCGAGGAGGAAGCAUGGCGCAAGACCCGGAUCUCCUUCGCAUCCUAAUCUCCACCGAUAACCACUUGGGCGUGUGGGAGAAGGACGAGACGCGGCGCGAGGACUCGUUCCGCGCCUUUGAGGAGGUGCUGCAGCUGGCGGUAGCCAAGCGGGCGGACCUGGUGCUGCUGGGUGGCGACCUGUUCCACGAGAACAAGCCCAGCCGGGGGACACUGGUCAGGACCAUCCAGCUGCUGUCCAAGUACUGCCUCAACGACCGCCCCGUGCGCUUCCGCAUCCUGUCGGACCAGGCAGUCAACUUCGUGGCGGGGCGUGUCAACUUUGAGAACCCCAACCUCAACGUGGGGCUGCCCGUGUUCACCAUCCACGGCAACCACGACGACCCCUCGGGACAGGACUCGCUGUCGGCUGUGGACAUCCUGUCCCAGGCGGGGCUGGUCAACUACUUUGGCAAGCACCUGCUGACGGGCAGUGGCGCGGCGCGUGUGACGCUGUCGCCCAUCCUCAUAGAGAAGGGCGGCACGCGGCUGUGCCUGUACGGGCUGGGCAAUAUCCGCGACGAGCGCCUGGGCCGCGCCUUCUCCAUGCCGGGCUGCGUGCAGUGGCAGCGGCCCGCACACAGCCCCGAGUACCCGCAGAGCGAGUGGAUCAACGUGUUUGUGCUGCACCAGAACCGUGUCCAGCACACGCCGCUGGCCAAGGCGUGUGUGCGCGAGGAGCACCUGCCCGGCUUCCUGGACCUGGCGGUGUGGGGCCACGAGCACGAGUGCAGGCCCGACCCUGUGGCCCUGCGCGGCGAGGGCGACUCCAACCGCUACGUGGUGCAGCCCGGCUCCAGCGUGGCAACCGCACUCAGCGAGGGCGAGUCCAAGCCCAAGCAUUGCCUGCUGCUGGAGGUACGGCGCGCCAACUUCCGCAUCACCAAGCUGCGGCUGGGCAGUGUGCGGCCCUUCGAGUUCGAGCACGUGGCUCUUCGAGACGCGGUGCCGCCGCUGCUGCCAGAGGACGGCGACGGAGUGGGCGAAUUCCUGGCGCGCAAGAUUCAAGAAAUGAUUGACCGCGCCGCCGCCGCCCACCCGCCGCCGCCGGCACGUGACCCCUCCGCGCCGCCGCCCGCCCCCCUGCUGCCGCUCAUCCGGCUGCGUGUGGAUUACACCGGCUACUCCACCGUGAACAGCCAACGGCUGGGCCAGCGCUUUGUGGGCAAGGUGGCCAACCCGCACGACAUGAUGCAGUGGACCAAGGCGGCGGCCAGGAGGGUCAAGCCCGAGGGCGCUGGCGGCGGCGGCGGCGGCGGCGGCGCGUACGACUACGCCGACGGCGACGGCGAGGGCGGCGGCGGCGGCUACCUGCGGCCUGAUGCGCUGGACCAGGCGCGCAUUGAGGACCUCAUCCGGCAGCAUCUGGGGACCAACUCACUGGAGGUGCUGCCGGAUGACGAGCUGGGUCAGGCGCUGCACAACUUCGUGGAGAAGGACGACAAGACGGCGCUGCAGCAGUGCAUUGAGCAGGCGCUGGAGGAGACGCGGCAGGCGGCAGUAGCGGGGCAGCAGCUGCCGGACGCUGCUACAGCCACCGCGGGGGGCCGGGGCGUCAAGGAGGAGGAAGAGCUGUUGGGGGCGGUGCGCGCGGGCGUGGAGCGGCGGCGCAAGCAGCGGCUGGAGCGGCAGGCGGCGGCUGCGGCGGCGGGCGACCCGGAGGGUGUGGACAUCGCCGCCCUCACCGCCGGUAUGGGCGAAGAGGGCGCGGCGGGCGGCAGCGGCGGCGCAGCCGCAGCAGCCGGCGGUAGCGGCGCGCGCGGUGGCGGCGCUCGCGGCGGUCGCGGUGCCAAGGCGGCGCCUGCAGGCGGCGACGACGACUUUGGCAACGGCGCCGGGCCGUCGCAGGCCACCACCACCACCGCCACGGGGCGCGGGCGGGGCCGCGGCAGCCGCGGCGGGCGGCAGCAGAGCCUGGCGGACAGCCUGGCUCGCGGCGGUGGGCGGGGCGGGCGCGGCGGCUCACAGGCCACAGGCACGCUGGACGCCUUCCUCACCCCCGCCUCUCCCGCCAAGGGCCGCGGCAGGGGCGCGGCGGCGGCGACCACCAAGGCGGCUGGCAGGGGCCGCGGGCGCGGCCGGGGCGCCGCCGCCGCCGCCGACUCGGAUGAGGAUGAUGACGUGGAGAUGCAGGACGCUGACUCGGAUGGCGACAACGACGUGAUCGAAGAUGACGACGACGGUGAUGACGGCUUCGCCGCGGCGGCGCCGCCAGCCAAGCGCGCGGCGCGCGGCGGCGGCGCCGAGCCUCGAGCCGGCGCGGCGGCGGCGGCGGCGGCGACUCCCAGUCGCGGUCGUAGCACACGCGCGGCGGCAACGGGUGCCGGCGCCAAGGGGCGCAAGAAGUACCGCGUGGAUGAUUCGGACGACGACGACGAUGACGCCAGUGACGGGGUGGAGGACAUCGAGGACCACUCGGACGAGGACGACGACGACGCCUCGCCGCCGCCAUCCGCCGGCCGGGGCCGUGGCCGCGGCCGGGGCGCCGCGGCGGGGACGCCGGCGGGGCGCGGCCGCGGCCGCUCUGCUGCAGGCGCAGGCCGCGGCAGGGGCGCCGCCGCCGCCGCCGCCAAGGAAGUGGUGAGCAUGUUGUCCAGCGACGACGACGACGAUGAUGACGACUUGCGGGCUAGCAUGAUGCCCAGUGGUGCUCUGGCACACGCCGCCGCCGGCGCUGCCUACGCGAGCUCCGUUCUGCCCGGUGGCGCCGGUCCCACGGCCACCACGGCCACAGCCACGGGCGGCGCCGCGACGCAAGGAGGCACGGGAGGCACGGGCGCAGGGGCGGCGGCGGGUGGCGGUCGGAAGCGGCCGGCGAGCUUCUUCAGCAGCGGGAGCACGCAGGCGGGCGGGCGUGGCGGCGGCGCGGCGGGCGGGCGCGGCUGGGGUCAGGCGCGGUAGCGGAUGAGGAGGGGCAGCAGGAGCAGGGGGAGGGUGGUACCGGAGAUGUACUGUGUUGGGUGUGGGUCAGUGGGUGUGGUGGUAGGCGGGUGGUGGUGUGGUGGCUUGGGUGGAUGCGGGGCGCAGCAGGUUGUGCAGGUGGCGUCGUGUCAUUAUUGGGGACGUGUUAACAAUGGGCGCGUUGGUGCAGGUGCGGGUGCAGGUAUGGGCACUGCGGACAGACUGCAAAUUCGGUGCACACGAGCCUGUAGGUUGGCUCAAAUGGGGCGUCGCAGGAUGGGCAUGUACAGGAGGUUGUGCUAACGGACGACGUUGAGCGUCGUUUACGCGGGUGGCGCCGUGGCGGGCGAUUCCAUCUUGGUCACGAGGGCGUGCUCAAGGCGUUUUACUUGCUGGCAAAUCCAGCGCAAAAUACACUCCAACUGUUGAACUUUAUCAAAGCUUCGUUCUUUCGCUGGCUUGGCGACAGACGUCGAUUUUUUCAACCACUCCGCUGCAGAAGUCUGUGCGAGUUCGGGAUUUCGCACCUCCUCGACCCCAAGCCCGUUUGUGGCAACUACGCAGCGAGCAAGGCAGCGAAACAAAGCGCAAUAGCUUCCAGACUUGGUAAGCUAAUGGUUAAUUAUGGACAAGUAUAGUGCGCGCCAUGUU
Molecule: messenger RNA, 3650 nt
Organism: Chlamydomonas reinhardtii
Lineage: Eukaryota; Viridiplantae; Chlorophyta; Chlorophyceae; Chlamydomonadales; Chlamydomonadaceae
Exons: 23
Coding region: 75-2999 (974 amino acids)
Biological process (GO): mitochondrial double-strand break repair via homologous recombination; meiotic DNA double-strand break formation; double-strand break repair via nonhomologous end joining
Cellular component (GO): nucleus; Mre11 complex
Molecular function (GO): manganese ion binding; endonuclease activity
Source: RefSeq, a predicted model, not a curated record